AAGAAAUAGCCUCCUCUAGCUGAUGCUGAUGUUCUUCAUUCGCAAAGCACUUUGAUCUAUAACAGUUCUCUUCUUCAUGCUGCAACCAUAUUUGUCGAGUCAGAAGAUGCUUCUACACUUAUAUGAUGAUACUACCAGACUUCUAGUAUACAUCGGGUUUCAUAUCCUCUUCAUGGCUGUCUUAGUAGAAACAGUUCAUUCGGUGAAAUAUAAGGAUUGUGAGGCCGCUAUGUGUAGCAAGAGUGGUCCGAACAUAAGCUAUCCCUUUUAUGUUUCUGGAAGUGGGAAGGAACUUUGUGGCUACCCUGGCUUCGAGGUUAGCUGUGAAGGAGGGAACAUUAUGUAUGGCAAUUUCUCCAUCCAAAGCAUCUCUUAUGAGAAGCGGUCCUUUGAGUUAGCGAAUCAGUAUAUGACCGACACUGGUUGCUUGGUUCCUCAUCCCUUCACCUACUAUCAUGAGAAGCUCUUCCAGAACUCCAGUUUCCACCAUUACCUAUGGUUCUUCUAUGGCUGCACUAACACAUUUUCUACACGCUUCCCUCAAUUUCAGCUAAAUUGCACUUCUGAUCGUUCAAAUUACACGUUUGUUGUGCUAACACGUAAGGAAGAAUGGCCAAUACAGAAGAAUGGAUCCUGUCAAUCGAGCAGUACAAUACCAGUCGAACUGAAGGUGGGAAUCCCAAAACCAACCAUGGAAAGUGUUAACUACACGACGCUGCUGAAGGAUGGGUUCACAAUGCAUUGGACAUUGUUGACCAAAGAGAGUUGUGCCAAGUGCAUACGCAGUGGAGGCCGAUGUGGCCGAUCAAAUGAGAAAGACUUUGUUUGCUAUUGCUCUGACGGAUCCAGUAGCGAAGAUUGUGAUGCUGGAAACGGAGGUUUAUUGCAGAAGAUAAGACUAGGUGUCGGAAUUGGAGGAUUGGUCGGUGCCCUUUGCCUAUUCAUCUAUAUGAUCUACUUGAGAAGGAAGUAUGCUUCUCUUAAGUUUCAUCUGAAGAACAUCACUCCUUGUCCUUCCCCGGGUCCAGACAUGGAGGAAAGCAGUGUAUACUCUGAGGUCCCCAUUUUCACUAGUAGCGAACUUGAAGAAGCCACAAAUAAUUUUUCUUCUUCCAAUGAACUUGGAGAUGGAGGUUUCGGAACUGUUUACUACGGAAAACUUCAGGAUGGGAGGGAAGUAGCAGUAAAGCGCCUAUACGAGCACAGCUACCGGAGGGUAAAACAAUUUAUGAAUGAAGUUGAAAUCCUAACCCGUUUACGACACAAAAACUUCGUGUCUCUGUACGGUUGCACUUCUCGCCACAGCCGUGAACUUCUACUGGUCUAUGAGUACAUCUCGAAUGGCACUGUCGCUGAUCAUAUCCACAGCCAGCGAGCUAAUUCAUCUCCUACAUUGCCAUGGCGAAUCCGUAUGAACAUCGCCAUAGAGACUGCUACUGCACUAACUUACCUCCACGCUUCUGCAGUUGUCCACUGUGAUGUGAAAACUAAAAACAUUCUUCUCGAGAAGAAUUUUGGCGUUAAAGUUGCAGAUUUCGGGCUUUCAAGGCUAUUCCCGAAUGAUGUAUCUCAUAUCUCAACAGCUCCUCAAGGGACUCCAGGUUAUGUGGACCCCGAGUACUAUCAGUGUUUCCAGCUCACCGAGAAGAGCGAUGUUUAUAGCUUUGGAGUUGUUCUCAUCGAGCUUAUAUCGUCCAAGCCAGCUGUGGACAUAAGCCGAGAGAGGCACGAGAUUAGUUUGGCCAAUUUUGCCAUAAACAAGAUUCAGACAUGCGCACUUGGCAAGUUGAUCGACCCGACCCUAGGAUUUGAGUCGGAUAGUGAAAUUCAUAGGAUGACAACUUCAGUGGCAGAGCUGGCUUUCCGAUGCUUGCAGCAGGACAAGGAAAUGAGGCCUUCAAUGAACGAGGUUUUAAAAGAACUGAAUGCUAUUGCACGUUAUGAGAAUGCUGUGAACAAAUCUGUCGAUGCAGAUGAGGGUGAAGAUACCCUUGCUCCAUCUCCGAUGAAUAAUGACGAGGUCCAGCUAUUGAAGAACAUGCAGUUGACUCAUUCACCUGUUUCGGUAACUCAAAAAUGGGCUAGCAGUAGUAGCAGUUGUUCUGUUCCCGUUGUUGAUGUUUAAAUCUUCCUUAUAGCUGUUUGUAAGAUAUUUUGCACACAUGAGGACGCGAGUUGAGAUGUUACCAAUUUCAUUGCCUGGUCUGAAUAUGGAGGAAUGUAUGUGGUAAUAAAGCGCUAUUGUCACUCUAGCUUGCACAUAAUAUUGGACAAUAUAUGCAGGUUUACUGUUAAAAAUACGUAUUUGAGCAGAUUCAACACAUGGGUUCAAAUUAGUUUUUCUAUCC
Syzygium oleosum is the source of this 2348-nucleotide messenger RNA. RefSeq names its product LEAF RUST 10 DISEASE-RESISTANCE LOCUS RECEPTOR-LIKE PROTEIN KINASE-like 1.2. Bases 77 to 2125 code for a protein of 682 amino acids. Gene Ontology annotation, biological process: protein phosphorylation. Lineage: Eukaryota; Viridiplantae; Streptophyta; Magnoliopsida; Myrtales; Myrtaceae. The transcript has 4 exons. The record is from RefSeq and is a predicted model, not a curated record. Gene Ontology annotation, molecular function: polysaccharide binding; ATP binding; protein kinase activity.